GGAAGUCGUUAUCAAAGCCGGCUUCACGCUGCUCGUUCGCUUUAGCUGACUGGAAGAAGUGCAUUGCGCUUGCUUGAAAAUGGCUUCGUCCUUUUGGAAAGGCGUUGUUGGUUUAGGACUAUUCGCCUUGGCCCAUGCCGCUUUCUCGGCGGCGCAGCAUCGAUCAUAUAUGCGACUGACAGAAAAAGAGAAUGAAACUCUUCCAAUAGAUAUAGUAUUACAGACGUUGUUAGCAUUUGUGGUUACAUGUUGCGGAAUAGUCCACAUCUCGGGUGAGUUUAAAGACAUGGAUGCGUCUUCAGAGCUUAAACACAAGACAUUUGACACGUUGAGAAACCACCCGUCUUUCUACCUGUUUAAUCACCGAGGCAGGGUGCUCUUCAGCUCACCUGAGCCAGAGGCUCCUACUGCAACUCCUCAGGCUUUGCCCUCCAAUCCCCUGAGGUUACGCAAGCUGGAGAACUUUCACUGAGACUAGCCUUGAAAGGGGUUCCCCUUGCCUGUGUUGCCGUCUUUUUCUUCCUCUGCAUCAGUAAGCUCCUCGGUUUGGAAUGGGCAUAUAAACCAUUUUUCCUUUCACUCCUCUCUGUGCGUAUGUCAGUAUGCUGUACAAAUCUGCAUCUCAGCGUGGUUAUUACUUUGAAAAUCUAUGGACCGUGCCAAUUCCUUAUUAUUAUUAUUUUUUUCCUUUUCCAACUGAUACAUUUGUCUUAAAACGUCUGAAAGAUAUGCUGUGCUCAAUCAGGUGGCACACAGAGAACUGAGAAGCCAUCCUUUUGUUUCAUCUCCUAUACCGUUCAGUUUGCCACAUGACCUGCUGGGUCGCCAUGUUUAACAGAAUUUUUUUUUUUUUUUUUUUUUGUCCCCACAUCCUUUUCAAAGGAGGUAAUUACUAUGGACCAUUAACUUUACUUGUGUUAAGAUAUGCUAUUUAUGACUGAUGGACUACAAAAUAGAUUUUGGUAUGCAAAUAAUGCUACGGUUAGUGUAAUUACUAAAUUGAUACCUGGUAUGGGAAAUAAAGACGUCUAAUAACGCUAACAAUACUGUGAACGCGCUGUGGGAAAUGAAUGGUACACCCCCUUUUUUUUUUUGUUAGGUUUUUUUGGGGGGGUUGACGGGAGUGAUGUUUUUACCAUUUUGUUUUAUGUUACAGUGCAUUUGAUUAUUUUGAACAAUAAAAUCUGAGAUUUUAUUGAUGAA
Ictalurus punctatus (channel catfish) is the source of this 1203-nucleotide messenger RNA. RefSeq names its product membrane magnesium transporter 1 (gene mmgt1). Lineage: Eukaryota; Metazoa; Chordata; Actinopteri; Siluriformes; Ictaluridae. The coding region runs from base 80 to 472 and encodes 130 amino acids. The transcript is spliced from 4 exons. The record is from RefSeq and is a predicted model, not a curated record. Gene Ontology annotation, cellular component: Golgi apparatus; early endosome; plasma membrane.